AUGGCAGCCAGCAUCGAAAAGGAAAGAGCGCCCAGUAGUGGCACGGAGAAAGCGCCUUCCACGCAGCCCGAUGUCCCACCCGCGCCUCAGGAGAGCGAGGAAAAGAAGCAAGGAGACGACGCGUGGAGCGCGUAUUGGCGCAUCUUCCGCUAUGCGGGCGCCUUCGAAUACACCAUCCAGGGCAUCGGCGUGGUCGCGGCCAUUGCGUCUGGUGCCGGCAUCGCACUGCAGAACCUCAUCUGGGGCGAGUUCGUGACGGUCAUCACCGACUUCUCCUCGGCCAACUCGCUGCCGGACACCUUCCUGGACGAUGUUGCGAAGCUAGCGCUCUACUUCGUGUACCUGGGCAUCGCGCGCUUCGUGCUGUCGUACACGUACAACGGGCUCCUCACGUACGCGGGGUACCGCAUCGUGCGCAACAUCCGGCAUGCCUACCUGCGAUCGGCGCUGGGCCAGGAGGUGGCCUACUACGACCUGGGCACGGGCGGGUCGAUCGCGACGCAGGGCACGUCCAACGGCCGCCUGAUCCAGGGCGGCAUCUCGGAGAAGCUGGGGCUGACGGUGCAGGGGCUGGCCGCGUUCGUCACGGCGUUCGUGGUGGCCUUCGCGGCGCACUGGAAGCUCACGCUCAUCACGCUGUGCAUCGCGCCGGCCACCAUCGUGGUCAUGGGCAUCGUGGCCACGGUCGAGGCCGGCUACGAGACGCGCAUCCUCGAGGUGCUGGCGCAGGCCAACUCGUUUGCCGAGGGCGUGCUGGCCAGCGCGCGGACGGUGCACGCGUUUGAGAUGCGCGCGCGCCUCGUGGCCAAGUUCGACGGCUACCUGCAAGAGGCGCACCGCUGGGGCGACAAGAUCUCGCCGCUGUUCGGCGCGCUGUUCUCGGCCGAGUACACCAUCAUGUACCUGGGCUUCGGGCUCGCCUUCUGGCAGGGCGUGCACAUGCUGGCGCGCGGCGAGAUCGACAACCCGGGAACCAUCUUCACCGUGCUGCUGUCGGUCGUCGUCGGCACCCUCCAGAUCACCAUGCUGGCCCCCUACUCGGUCGAGUUCACCCGCGCCGCCACGGCUGCCGCCCAGCUGUUCAAGCUCAUCGACCGGCCCUCGGCCAUCGAUCCGUUCGACAAGACUGGCGCGCAGCCGUCGGAGACCACCGGGCUGGUCGAGCUAGAGAACGUCACCUUCGCCUACCCUACUCGUCCGGGGACGACGGUGCUGGACAACUUCUCGUUGACGGUGCCAGCGGGCAAGGUGACGGCCUUGGUAGGCCAGAGCGGGUCCGGCAAGAGCACCAUCGUCGGGCUGAUCGAGCGGUGGUACACCCCCUCGGCGGGCACGAUCAAGCUGGAUGGCCGGCCCAUCGACACGCUCAACCUGAACUGGCUGCGGAAGAAUGUGCGGCUGGUCCAGCAGGAGCCCGUGUUAUUCCAGGGGUCCGUGUUCGACAACAUCGCCUCGGGUCUCGUGGGCACCCCCUGGGAGACCGCGUCCCGUGAAGAGCAGAUGGCGCAGGUCCAGGAAGCAGCCAAGACAGCCUUCGCGCACGACUUCAUCAGCGAGCUGCCGGAAGGGUACGACACGGACAUCGGCCAGCGGGGCAGCCUGCUCUCGGGCGGGCAGAAGCAGCGCAUCGCCAUUGCGCGGAGCAUUGUCUCGCACCCGAAAGUGCUGCUGCUGGACGAGGCCACCAGCGCGCUGGACCCGCACGCCGAAGGGGUCGUGCAGCAGGCGCUGGACCGCGCAUCGAAGGGCCGCACGACUAUUACCAUCGCCCACAAGCUGGCCACCAUCCGCAAGGCGGACAACAUUGUGGUUAUGUCCAAAGGUCGCAUCGUCGAGCAGGGCACGCAUGAGGGGCUCAUUGCCCAGAACGGCACCUACGCGCGCCUCGUUCGGAUUCAGGACUUGGCUGUUGCGGCCAGAGCCGGUGGCGGUUCCGGGGGGUCGGAUUCUUCUUCCUCCUCCGAGCAGGAGGGGGGGGAUGACCAUGGUGACGGUGACGGUAACGGUGAUGCCACCCAUCCCGUCGAGCUAACCAAGACCAUGACGCGCUACCCGACCGAGGACAGGGUCCGCCUUGAGGCCCAGCGCGACCGCGACAACUACGACACCCACAAACCACUCGGCCUCCUGGCAGUCAUCGGCCGCUUGCUCCGGUGGACGCCGGAGCUGCGGUGGUGGUAUGCCGCCGUGGUGGGCUCGUGCGUGGGCGCGACCGCCGUGUUCCCGGGCCAGGCGAUCCUGCUGGCCCGCAUGAUGGACGUGUUCACGCUCAGGGGCGCCGCCAUGACCGAGCGCGGCGACUUCUUCGCCAAGAUGUUCAUCGUCAUGGCCGCCGGUUGUCUGGUGCUGUACUUUGUGCUCGGCUGGUCGGUCAAUGUCGUCGCCCAGACGCUGUCGCAUCGCCUGCGCCGCCAGACCUUCCAUGAUAUGCUGCGCCAGGACCUGCAGUUCUUUGAUCGCCCCGAUAAUAGUACCGGUGCGCUGGCCGGCCGCGUGGACUCGAAUCCGCAGGCGGUGUUUGAGCUGAUGGGGUUCAAUGUUGGGCUGAUUCUGAUUGCCGUGCUGAAUGUCGUCGCGUGCGGCAUACUCGCUAUUGCACACAGCUGGAAGCUGGGGCUGAUCCGGCUCGACAUGCGGCUCGAUCACAAUGUCAGCAAGAAGAACUCGACCAGCGCGUCCAUUGCCUCCGAGGCGGUGACUGCCAUCCGGACGGUCUCGUCGUUGGCCAUCGAGGAGCGCGUGCUGGAUCGCUACACGGCCGAGCUGGACCACGCUGUCAAGGGGGUGGUCAGGCCCUUGGCGGGCGUCAUGGUUUGUUUUGCGCUGACCCAGUCGAUCGAGUAUUGGUUCAUGGCACUGGGGUUCUGGUAUGGCUGUCGUCUGCUGGCCUUUGCCGAAGCUUCCAUGUACAGCUUCUUUGUGGCGUUCCUGGGUGUCUUCUUCGCGGGUCAGGCCACCGCCCAAAUGUUUGGGUUCUCGACCAGCAUUACGAAGGGCAAGAACGGCGCCAACUACAUCUUCUGGCUGUCCGAGCUGCAGCCGAUCGUGCGAGAGACGAGCGAGAACCGGGAUAAGGGCCCAAGGUCGGGAGGACCGAUCGCGCUAGACAAAGUCCGCUUCUCAUACCCCCUGCGGCCCGAUGCCGUCGUGCUUCGGGGCGUGGACCUAGAGAUCAAGAAGGGCCAGUUCGUCGCCGUCGUCGGCGCAUCCGGGUGCGGCAAGUCGACCGUGGUCGCCAUGCUCGAGCGCUUCUACGACCCGUCCACGGGCAACAUCCGCAUCGCCGACGACGUGCUCAGUAGCCUGAACCCGCGGCUCUACCGCCGCAUCGUCGCGCUCGUGCAGCAGGAACCCACGCUCUUCCAGGGCUCCAUCCGCGAGAACAUCGCCCUUGGCAUCGACGAUCCCAACAACAACAACAACAACAACAACAACAACAACAACAACAACCCUUCCGAAGAUAAUGACACCACCACCGACCCAACAAGCUAUAAUAACAACACUCCGUCCGCGACCGUCAGCGACUCCCAAAUCGAAUCCGCCCUCCGCGCCGCCAACGCCUGGGACUUUGUCUCCUCCUUACCCGAAGGCCUACACACGCCCGCCGGCCCCAACGGAACCCAAUUGUCAGGCGGGCAGCGGCAGCGCAUCGCCAUCGCCCGCGCCCUCAUCCGCGCCCCGCAGAUCCUGCUGCUCGACGAGGCCACCAGCGCGCUGGACACGGAGAGCGAGAAGAUCGUGCAGGCUGCGCUGGCCGACGCGGCGAAAGCCGGGAACGACCGUAUCACGGUUGCGGUGGCGCACCGUCUGUCGACGGUCAAGGAUGCCGAUCUCAUUUGUGUGUUUCAUGGCGGGAGGAUUGUGGAGAGGGGGACGCAUGAGGAGUUGGUUGCCUUGGGGGGGAUGUAUAGGAAGAUGUGUGAGGCGCAGAAUUUGGAUUGA
Molecule: messenger RNA, 3942 nt
Organism: Chaetomium strumarium
Lineage: Eukaryota; Fungi; Ascomycota; Sordariomycetes; Sordariales; Chaetomiaceae
Product: P-loop containing nucleoside triphosphate hydrolase protein
Exons: 6
Coding region: 1-3942 (1313 amino acids)
Biological process (GO): transmembrane transport
Cellular component (GO): membrane
Molecular function (GO): ATP binding; ABC-type transporter activity; ATP hydrolysis activity
Source: RefSeq, a predicted model, not a curated record